AUGAUUACCAUAACUGCACAAGAGAUCAUCGAACAAUGUCCCAGUACGGUACUAGAUAGGAUUGAAAAGCUCAAACGAGGGCCAAUGUCGCCCGAUCAUGAUAAUCUACAGUCACAAUCGUCAUCACCAAAUUUAAGUCAACUAAUACACUCAACUCUAACUACAUCCAUACCCAUCGCUUCCACUCAAGAUCAUCAACCACCGCCCAUAAGCACCAGCGUCAAUAUCAACGACGUGAUACUCGACGUAGAAAACCUACCGCAAUUCCCACCCCAACAAACUACCACCAGCUACGAUUUCGAUAAUGAGAUGGAUUUAACCACCACCACUGAGAACACUAACCAUCCAGAAGUGACUGAGUAUUUGAAAUCCAAGAAAGAUCAUCAAUUGAAGUUUUUAAAGGAGGUAAAGAUGAAAGGAUUGUUGUUGAAGGGGGGAAAUAGACAAGGAGGGGUCGAUCAAACCCAAACCAACAAGUUUAUGAAUUAUUGA
This is a messenger RNA of Lodderomyces orthopsilosis Co 90-125, 492 nucleotides long. RefSeq lists its product as uncharacterized. The transcript has a single exon. The record is from RefSeq and is a predicted model, not a curated record. NCBI's taxonomy places the organism in Eukaryota, Fungi, Ascomycota, Pichiomycetes, Serinales, Debaryomycetaceae. Bases 1 to 492 code for a protein of 163 amino acids.